AUGGAAUUGCUGUAACUCCUAAAAUUGUUAAAACUUACAUGAAAGAACUUUUAGCAAACCAAUUUUCUAAUAUUUAUCCAGGUGCCAGUGAAAAAUUUCUUGCAUCAGAAAGUUGGUUCUAUCGCUUUCUUAGAAGGUAUGAUUUUGCAAUGAGAUGUAAAACAAAGAUUGGUCAGAAGCUUCCCACACACCUUGACAUCAAACUUCUCGAAUUUCAACAAUUUAUUAUAAAAAAACAAAAACAAUUUGAAUACGAACUUUCAGAAAUUGGAAAUAUGGAUGAAACUCCUGUUUAUUUUGAUAUGGUUGGAAAUUUAACAAUUGAUAAACGUGGUGCAAAAACUGUGCAAGUUCGAACAACUGGAAAUGAUAAAAACCGUUUUACAUGUGUCCUUACAAUUCUUGCAGAUGGUACAAAAUUACCACCAAUUGUUAUUUUCAAAGGUAAACGAAUGCCAAAGAAUUUACCUUCUCAAAUCAUUGUACUAAUGCACCCAAAAGGAUGGAUGGAUGAAAUUGGAAUGAAAGCUUGGUUUGAUAAGUGGAAUACUUGGAUGAGUUCAGGUAAUUUCACCUAUACCAAAAAUGGAAAUUUAAGAAAGCCUGAACAUAAUGUCAUUUGUAAAUGGAUUUUGGAGGUUUGGGAUGAAAUUCCGAAUGAAAUGAUUGUGAAAUCAUUUAAAAAGUGUGGCAUUAGUAAUGCAAUUGAUGGAUCGGAAGAUCAUUUGUUUGGACAAGCUUAUGGGGAUGAAAAUGAAGAUGAGGAAGAUGAAU
Molecule: messenger RNA, 774 nt
Organism: Entrophospora sp. SA101
Lineage: Eukaryota; Fungi; Glomeromycota; Glomeromycetes; Entrophosporales; Entrophosporaceae
Source: the annotation of a GenBank genome assembly